Molecule: messenger RNA, 789 nt
Organism: Erigeron canadensis
Lineage: Eukaryota; Viridiplantae; Streptophyta; Magnoliopsida; Asterales; Asteraceae
Product: mitochondrial pyruvate carrier 1-like
Exons: 5
Coding region: 160-483 (107 amino acids)
Biological process (GO): pyruvate import into mitochondria
Cellular component (GO): mitochondrial inner membrane
Source: RefSeq, a predicted model, not a curated record
CAAUUUAAUGAGAGGAUAUGUCCGUGAGUAGGUGGACUUCUAGAUGCAUAAAUACAAAAUAAUACACUAUCAUUCGUCCGUCUCAGACUUGUUCUUUCCAAUUUCAUCUCCUCCGGCCGACCACGAGGUACUCUUAGCUGCAAGAUCAUAUAUAUAUAUAUGUCGUACUUCAGGACAUUCCUUAAUAGUCCUGUUGGACCCAAGACUACCCAUUUCUGGGGCCCUGUAGCCAAUUGGGGAUUUGUUGCUGCGGCAAUGGCUGACAUUGAGAAACCUCCAGAAAUGCUUUCUGGCAACAUGACUGGAGUGAUGUGUGUAUAUUCAGCUUUAUGCAUGAGAUUUGCAUGGAUGGUGCGGCCUCGCAACUAUCUACUUCUUGUAUGCCAUGCCUCAAAUGAAACGGUUCAACUUUAUCAACUUUCACGUUGGGCUAGAGGUCAAGGGUACUUACAGCUGAAGGAAGAUACGACGCCUUCGACUUGACAUCAGAUUGUUUUUCUUCCCCCUUAAUGGAUUUCUAUAUAGGGGGUUAUUGUAAUUAAAAAAGUGUACACAAACAGUAAGGACUGUAGAUGUAGUCUUUUCUGCGUUUCUGAUCAUAUAGUUCGUUGAAUUAGGAAAUCAAAAUGCUGUUUCCCUUCAAUAGGGUAACGGAUAUAGCUGUGUCAUGCGUACAUGUAUCCCUUAUUUCAUAUGGCUCACUAUACGAAAACACUAGAGUUAUCACGAAAAUUAAGUACUAAGAAAUUUCAAAACAAAAUAAUGCAUUAGACUUGUUCUUUAAGGUUA